AUGGCGGCGGAGGUGCGCCGGGGGGUGGCGGACGAGGCAGCGGAGGAGGCGUCGCAACUAGUUCGCGUGCAUCUCGGCCUCGAGCGAUGCGCGGACGCCGGGGGCGCGGCGGACACGCGUCUCGAGGCGCCGCUCGGCGACAAGGCUGAGGCGUACAACCAUGACCUGCGCUUCCAAGCGGCGGUGGGCGACGCGCUCAAGGCCAGCGGCGUCGAUUUGACGGGGCUCGACCUUGGCAGCGACGAUGGCGUGAUGGUGGGCACGGUGGUCGCGUGGAUGGAGUCGGAGCCGUCGGCGCUGACGUCGCUGACGCUCGACUGGGGCAAGGUGUGCGGCCGCGUGCGGGAGGCGCUGCUCGGCGCGGUGCGGAAGACGCACACGCUCGUCGCGCUGAGCGUGGGCGAGGAGCGCGCGAUGCCGCUCAACCCGCUGCAGCUCAACGGGCGCGAGGCGGUGCCGUCGCUCGACUUGUCGGGGAAGCGCCUCGGACCCGCAUCGGCUGCGGUCGUCGCGGCGGGGGUUUCGGUCAACGGGGUAUUGACCUCUUUGAAUCUGGGCUUCAACGACCUCACCGAGGAGGCGGCCCUCGGCAUCGUGCGCGUCGAGCGGCAGCGCAACAAGCUGACCUCGCUGAGCUUGGCUCGCUGCAGCAUCGGCCCGACUGGCGCCGCGGAGAUCGCCGAGUACGUGUCGGGCAGCGCGGUGCUGACCACCCUCGCGCUCCCGCACAACAGCAUCGGCGCGGAGGGCGCAGCCGCGAUCGCAGAGGCGCUACGCGGCAACGGGGUGAUGACCACCCUCAAUCUCAAAGGCAACAACAUCCGCGCCGAGGGCGCCGCUGCGCUGGCCUCCGCUCUUCGCGUCAACGGGGUGCUGACCUCCUUGGAUGUGGGCUCGAACGGCCUCACCGAGGAGGCGGCCCUCGGCAUCGUCCGCGUCGAGCGGCAGCGCAACAAGCUCACCUCGCUGGCCUUGGAAAACUGCGGCAUCGGCCCGACUGGCGCCGCAGAGAUCGCCGAGUACGUGUCGGGCAGCGCGGUAUUGACCUCCUUGAACCUCUGUAACAACAACAUCCACGUCACGGGCGCCAUUGCGAUCGCCGAGGCGCUGCGCGGCAACGGGGUGCUGACCAACCUCGAUUUGUCCGGCAACAACAUCGGCGGCGAGACCGAUUACAUCAAGGCGAGCGAGGUCGAGGGCGAGUCCAAGGAGGUCGGGGCUAAGGUGGUUUAUCAGGGGCGCGAGAUGGUCGUGAGCGAGGGCGUGGACUCCGAUGGCGAGCUGAAGCUGGCAGACAGGACAGGCAUACUUGCCAUCGCCAAGGCGCUCGAGGUUAACGGGGUGCUGACGAGCAUCGACCUCCGCGGCAACAAUUUGAGCGAUGAGGGGAAGAAAGCGAUUCAGGAUGCGGUGAGCGGGCGGGAAGGGUUCAAGCUCGAGAUGUGA
This is a messenger RNA of Emiliania huxleyi CCMP1516, 1446 nucleotides long. RefSeq lists its product as hypothetical. Gene Ontology annotation, molecular function: small GTPase binding; GTPase activator activity. Gene Ontology annotation, cellular component: perinuclear region of cytoplasm; cytosol; nucleus. Gene Ontology annotation, biological process: nucleocytoplasmic transport; activation of GTPase activity. NCBI's taxonomy places the organism in Eukaryota, Haptophyta, Isochrysidales, Noelaerhabdaceae. Bases 1 to 1446 code for a protein of 481 amino acids. The transcript is spliced from 2 exons. The record is from RefSeq and is a predicted model, not a curated record.